GAUCGUCCGAUGUUUCGUAACCAAUCAGCGGUCGAGUUUUCAAAAUGUUCUGAUCGCCGUUUCCACGGCGAUAACGGUCGUUCAAGAAAAGGCGGGAAAACCCGCGCGCUAGACGAUUUUUAUUCCCGACACUUUUCAUUCAUUAUUUGUACAGAAUGGAAUAUUUUACAUUUUUCAGAGCAUUAUAUCUAGAUGCAGAUAUUUUCCUUCUUGAUGAUCCACUGAGUGCUGUUGAUGUUCCAGUAGCAAAAGAAAUAUUCGAAAAGUGUAUAAUAGAAUACUUGAAAGACAAAAUUUGCAUUUUAGUUACACACCAAAUACAAUUUUUAAAUUUUGCAACUAAGAUUUUAGUGUUAAACAAGGGAAGAUGUGAAGCUAUCGGUAACUAUAAUGAAUUAAAAUACUCAGGAGAAUAUUUGGGAAUUAAAUUAGAGAAAAAUACCUCAGAGCAAAACAUGGAACUACCAAACGCAAACUUCACUAUUAAUGAAGAAGAAACCUUUUAUAAUAAACAAGUCGGCACGCUUUAUGAUAAUUACGAUAUCAUUAAUAAUGACGUCGUAAGUAAUUGCUGUUAA
Centruroides sculpturatus (bark scorpion) is the source of this 578-nucleotide messenger RNA. Its product is annotated as multidrug resistance-associated protein 4-like. Bases 156 to 578 code for a protein of 140 amino acids. Gene Ontology annotation, cellular component: membrane. The transcript has 3 exons. Gene Ontology annotation, molecular function: ATPase-coupled transmembrane transporter activity. Gene Ontology annotation, biological process: transmembrane transport. The record is from RefSeq and is a predicted model, not a curated record. Lineage: Eukaryota; Metazoa; Arthropoda; Arachnida; Scorpiones; Buthidae.